Engraulis encrasicolus (European anchovy) is the source of this 5087-nucleotide messenger RNA. RefSeq names its product cytochrome P450 7B1 (gene cyp7b1). Bases 831 to 2567 code for a protein of 578 amino acids. The transcript is spliced from 7 exons. Gene Ontology annotation, biological process: cholesterol homeostasis; bile acid biosynthetic process. Lineage: Eukaryota; Metazoa; Chordata; Actinopteri; Clupeiformes; Engraulidae. The record is from RefSeq and is a predicted model, not a curated record. Gene Ontology annotation, molecular function: oxidoreductase activity, acting on paired donors, with incorporation or reduction of molecular oxygen; heme binding; iron ion binding.
UAAACACAUGCAGACACACACAACCACAACCACAAAAACACACACAACUGCACAACUGCACACACACACAUGCACACACUUAAACACACAUGCACAGUUGCUCACACAAGUUGUGUGGCUUACUCUGAAACUUCGCUGACUCACUUUACACACACACACACACACACACACACACACACACACUCCCAGUUUCUCUCUCUUGUUCUGGCGCACUGCACAGCAGCAGUCUGAAUGAGCUCUCAGGGUAGGUCAGAAGUUGCGAAAGAGUGGGGUGGAGUUGAGAGGAGUGGAGAGGUAAAGUCUGCAAGAGAGGGUGUGUAGUGUAGUGUAGUGUAUGUGUGAAGCCAGCCAGGCUCGCCGAAAGGAGUGGGGCAAACGGGUAUGUUGUCCUGGGCCCAGGUCAAUAGGGGGCCCAGAAUAGUGUGUCCCCAUUACAUUGUAUGUAUUGGGUAGGGGGGCCCUUUCAGAUAAGUUUGUCCUGGGCCCAGCGAUAGCUGUCAGUGGUCCUGUGUGAAGCAAGGAAGGAGGGAGGAGACUGAGGGAGAGGGACGGUCCAGUGUGCUGCUCCUGCAUGUGCUACAACAUGUUGUGGGAAAGGCUUCCGCAAGCUUGAUACCACUGUAUUCAGGUGUGUGUGUGUUUGUGUGUGUGUGUUUUUUUUGUUUGUUUGUUUGUUUUGAGGGAGGAGCUAACCCCAAGGGAAACACACGCACACGCACACGCACACGCACACACUCACACUCACACUCACACUCGCACAUUCACAAACCCUCGGGCACGUACACAUUCCAGAAGCAGAUCAGUCAGCCGCUGGGGAGCUUGGAGGAGGAAUGCUGGAGUUGGUCUUAACAGUCGUCCUGGUCCUACUCUCCCUUCUCUACCUCUUGACACAGUCGUUUGGCAGGACAUGGAGAGAAGGGGAGCCUCCUCUUGUGAAGGGCUGUCUGCCAUUCGUGGGGAAGGCGGUGGAGUUUGGACAGGACGCCCUGAGACUGCUCACACAGCUGCAGGAUACACAUGGAGACAUCUUCACUGUGCUCAUCGCAGGUCGGUACAUGACAUUUGUGAUGAACCCCCUGUGGUACCCGGCGGUGGUGAAGCACGCCCGGCAGCUGGACUUCCACGUCUUCACUGACAAGGUGGCCCCCCCGACCUUCGGCUACCCCCCGGUCCACAGCGGCGCCUUUCCGGGCCUCUCCGACCGCAUCCAGAGUAGCUUCCAGCUGCUGCAGGGCGACCAGCUCACCCACCUCUCCCAGAGCAUGAUGGGUAACCUCCUGGCCACCCUGCGACAACACCUCAUGUGGCCGGCCGCGGGGGGGCGUGGUGAGACAGAGGCGGCGCCACCUGAUAGGCCAGGGCUAACGAGGGAGAUGGGGUUGUACGCACUCUGCGAGAGCCUGAUGUUCCACGCUUCCAUCCUGACACUGUACGGCAAGCACGAUCGCACGCACUCGCCCGCCGUGCUGGAGGAGCUACGGGGGAAGUUCUCCAAGUUCGACGCCAGUUUCCCGCUGCUGGUGGGCGGGGUGCCCAUCUGGCUGCUGGUCCGGACCAAUGCACUGCGGGGGGAGCUGAUCAAGCACUUCGACCCCCGCAGCAUGCAGCAGUGGAGCAGCCCGUCGGAGUUCAUCACCACCAGGGCACAGCUGCUGGACGAGUACCGGCUCACGGACAUGGAGAAAGGAGCCCAUCACUUCGCUAUCCUCUGGGCCUCGGUUGGCAACACCGUCCCAGCUGCAUUCUGGGUAAUGUACCACCUGCUGGCCCACCCAGAGGCCUUUGCGGCAGUGAAGUCGGAGAUCCAAGAAGUCCUUGGCAUCAAGGGGGAGGGGCUGUCCCUUAAUGAUGACCUCACACUGCGUCCUGAAGACCUGGACCGCAUGAUAUUUUUAGAAAGUGCAGUGAAUGAGAGUCUGCGUCUCUCGUCGGCUUCCAUGAAUGUGCGUGUGUCUCAGGAGGACUUUGAGAUGCGUCUGGAUUCCCAGAGGUCUGUGUGCUUACGGAAAGAUGACAUCAUUGCCAUGUACCCCCAGAGUAUGCACAUGGACCCCGACAUCUAUCCACAACCAGAGGUUUACAAGUUCGACCGGUUUGUGUCCGAUGUGUCAGAGAGCGAACAGGGUUCUUCAAGGUGGCGCCGGCGAACAGAGUUCUUCAAGAGGGGUCAGAGGUUACACUACUUCCUCAUGCCGUUCGGCUCGGGUGGGAGCAAGUGCCCCGGACGAUUCUUCGCCAUCAGAGAACUCAAGCAGCUGGUGUGUGUGCUUCUGCUCUACUGUCGCCUGGAGCUCACACACUUACACACACACACUCCACCCAAGCUGGACACUGGCCGCGCAGGCCUGGGCAUUCUGCCCCCCAAAACAGACAUCGACGUCCAGUACGGGCCAUACUGUGCAGGGGCGGGUGAGGAAGGCAGAAAGGGACAGAAAGAGUGCAGACAGCAAAACGUGAGCGAAAAGAAAGAGCUAGAGCUAGAGGAAGAGCAGAAUGAAAAGAAUGAAGGAGUGACGGAAAGGAAUGAAGGUAUGAAAGAAAGGUUCGUGACCCAUCCAGAGGAGUGAUCCAGCAGGCUGGUUCCAGUAUUUGGCUAACAGCCAGUUGCUUCAUCUAAGGCAGGCUUAAUAACCACUGUGAACACAUAGCUGAUACUGUGCUCAGGCUUAUGCUCUGAGAGUGCCUUUGUCUUCUUCUUAUCUACAAGAAAUUUCCAGAGUCUUGACCAUUUCCUCACAUACUGUGCAGCACUUACGGCACGUCCUCUGAUGACGGACAUGAUUAUCUUGAGGAUUCAGGCCGGACCUGAGUGAGAGCAGCUUAAACUAACCUGAAUCUAACCAGGGUACAGUACGUCUGAGCAGGGUAGGCCUACCUGACUAGUGUCUGUGUCAGUGGUUCUUAACCUGGGGUGUGGGCAGCCCUCAGGGUACCCCAGAGAUUGCAGCGGGUCCAUGGAAUUUUGCGCAAAGGUUGUGACCACAAUUCUGCUUGCCAACAUUUUAAUUAGGCCGACAAAUUAAAACAUGAUUUGGAUUUGGUCCUCAUGGAAAGACAUUACGAUAUUGAUUACAUGUAAUAUCCCGAGGAAGAAUCGUUGUAACUAAUCUCUCAAAUCAUUUAUAGAGCGUAUACGUGUAGCAGUUUGGGCUUGGCGGUGCACGGCUUGUCUUGAUCACAGGUAAGGGGGGGCUUUCAGAAAAAAAGGUUAAGAAGCACUGUGCUGUGUAAUACUGUACAAUGUGGCGCCCCAUUUGCAAACACACUGUAGCAUUACAAGCCCAUAGGCACUGAAUCCACAUUGGCACUGAGUCAGUAUUAGCAUCAGUAUUUGGUUCGUAUUAGCAUUUGAUUUGCAUUAGCACUGAGUCCACAAUAAUAUUGAGUCAGUCCACCCUGAAAUGAUGCAAUAUGUUCGUCUAUGAAGUAUUAGAUGUUCAUCUGAAGCAGGGCGGGCAUUUUUGCAGCCCCUUCGAAAUUGUGGGCCAGUCUCUUAGCCUGAUAAACCACACUAAAUAGCGAUUAGUCCCCCAUGCAGCCACAUUAUUACACAGAGGUUGACCCCGCCUCCGAGCCUCGGCGUGCUUGAUGGCCCCGGAUGGCCCAUCGAAUUCGACGGGCCAGGGAAAGCGGCCCUUAGCCCCACAACCUGGCCCGGCGGCCAUCUUUAGCACCUAGCCCCCUUUUGAUGAGAUCACCGUCAGCCCCCUUUUGUCCGGGCCAGCCCGGGGCUGGCCCUGCAAUGAGACCAAGGCUAUUGUGUAAUUUAGUCUGGCCCCGAUGAACGACACAUCGAGAGAUUGUUGAUGGAAACAACCCGUUGUUUUUCAAAUUGUGCCUAUUGACCAGUGCUUUGUCGUCACUCCCUCAAAACCCUGUCCGCUUUGCAUCCAAAGAUUCAAAACAAAUCAAAACAAGUCUCCUGCGUUGUGAUUAGUCUGCCACAUUCAGGGCAUUACAAUGUCCGAGGCUAGACCCACUCGCAGGCACAAAUAAUUUUGGCCGCUGGCGGGUGGGGCUAGUUUACUAGGCUACCAGUCUCUAAGAAAAUACAACAAACCCAACAGCAUGGUCCCCUGAGCACUCACUGCUGGCCUACUGGGUAAUUCCAGAUAACCAGAGAGAGUAGAGAGAGAGAGGUUCCAUUGGCCCAUUGUUUCCGGGUUCUAUUAUUGCAAGGGGGAGGGGGGUGAAAUCCCCCUUUAGGCAGACCUAGGCAGACCUAAGGACUGUUCUAUUCAAUGCUAGGAGUAUUAUGACACAUCCCUUUAGGCAGACCGGAACCUGGUCACAUUAGGUGCCCAUAGCAACCUAUUACAAUGGCAUAUCUCUAUACUUAAAGAAUAUCUGAGAUGACCAGUCCAGGCCUGAUCUGAAAUGAUUAUAGGCCCAUCCACCACGUGAUUUCAAGUCAAGGACUCACUGUAGCAUUCCAUACUAACUCUAUGUCUCUCUGAUUUAAGUCAAACUCAUACGUCACACUGUUAACAAAAUCAACACUGUUCAAAACAUAAAUAACUGGAUUUUAUUAAGGGUGGGGGACCACUACAAUUAACUUUGAGCCUGUCUAUACCACUGUCCAACACAAUCAAUGAAUGGAUGUAAUUUUAACCAUGGACCAAAUAAGACACGAGACAAAGGUUAAAGAGCGAAACUGAUCUGAAUAAGCUGUAAAUUGAUUUUACUGUAUACUGACUGUUUGCACUACUAUGUAUACUAAUUUUGAACACUGACUGGGCUUUUUAUCAUCAAAACACACGCACACGCAUGCACACACACACACAAACACACACACACACACACACACACACACACACACACACACACACACACACACACACACACACACACACACACACACACACACACACACACACACACACACACACACACAAACACACACACACACACAAUUAAGACAGUUGUUGUGCCUUGUAUAUAUCUUUUUGACGUCGACACAUUUCCAUAUAAAUUUCCCACUAAAACAGUGUCCUGAAUAUUUUCAUAUGACCCAAAUACUUUGUAAAUAUCUCUGUUCAUUAUGAUGGUCAUGCUAUUGACAUGCUAUUAAAUUACUUAUCUGUGCA